Messenger RNA from Cynocephalus volans (Philippine flying lemur), 6915 nucleotides. RefSeq names its product RAB11 family interacting protein 1 (gene RAB11FIP1). The record is from RefSeq and is a predicted model, not a curated record. Gene Ontology annotation, molecular function: small GTPase binding. Lineage: Eukaryota; Metazoa; Chordata; Mammalia; Dermoptera; Cynocephalidae. The coding region runs from base 53 to 3868 and encodes 1271 amino acids. Gene Ontology annotation, cellular component: intracellular membrane-bounded organelle. Gene Ontology annotation, biological process: regulated exocytosis. The transcript is spliced from 6 exons.
CUGAGGGCUGCAGCCAACGUCUGUUCGUGUCGGACUCGGCCGCGUCGUCACCAUGUCCCUAGCGGCCUCCGCGGGCCGGGGCCUGGGGGCCGUGUGGUCCCCCACACACGUGCAGGUGACGGUGCUGCAGGCGCGGGGCCUGCGGGCCAAGGGCCCCGGGGGCACGAGCGACGCGUACGCGGUGAUCCAGGUGGGCAAGGAGAAGUACGCCACGUCGGUGUCGGAGCGCAGCCUGGGCGCGCCCGUGUGGCGGGAGGAGGCCACCUUCGAGCUGCCGCCGCUGCUGUCGCCCGGGGCCGUGCCCGCGGCCGCCGCCACCCUGCAGCUCACCGUGCUGCACCGCGCGCUGCUCGGCCUCGACAAGUUCCUGGGCCGCGCCGAGGUGGACCUGCGGGAGCUGCACCGGGACCAGGGCCGCAGGAGGACGCAGUGGUAUACCCUGAAAUCCAAACCGGGAAAGAAGGACAAAGAGCGAGGGGAGAUCGAGGUUGACGUCCAGUUCAUGAGAAACAACAUGACGGCCAGCAUGUUUGACCUUUCCGUGAAGGGCAAGUCCCGGAACCCGCUUGGAAAGCUGAAGGACAAGGUCAGGGGGAGGCGGAAGGACAGUGCCUCAGACACUGCUUCAGCCAUCGUCCCCAGCACGACCCCCACAGUGGACAGCGAUGACGAGUCUUCAAAAGACAAGAAAAAGAAGUCAAGGAUCAAGACCUUGUUUUCCAAGUCUAACCUGCAGAAGACGCCGCUUUCUCAGUCCAUGUCUGUCCUGCCUACUUCCAAGCCCGACAGAGUGCUGCUUCGUCCUGGAGACUUUCAGUCCCCGCGGGAGGGUGACGGCGAUGGGGAUGAGUCCUCCUCUGCCUCGGACGUCAUGUCACACAAGAGGACAGCAGGUAUGGAUCCUAAGCCACUGACCCAGGUCAACUUCACCCUUCCCAAGAAAGAAGGGCUCUCCUUUCUUGGCGGCCUUCGGUCUAAGAAUGACUUCCUCUCCCGCUCCAAUGUCUGUAUCAAUGGGAACCACGUGUAUUUGGAGCAGCCUGAAGCCAAGAGUGAAAGCAAGGACAGCAGCCCUUCCUGCUCCCCGUCCCCCCAGGGCUUAAGGAAGAAGCGUUUGUUUUCAUCCACCGACAACCUGGCCGCAGGGUCCUGGAAGGAGCCCGGGGAAGAAGGUGGGACGUCCUCCGACAGCUGGAUCUCAGAGUCUUCCACCAAGGACUCUCUGAAGUCCAUGUCUCUGCCGUCCUACCAACCUCAGGUCAGUGGGGACAUUAGGGGAAACACAGCUCCUGCGAACUUGGAGGCCGCGAGAGAAACCAAGGAGAGUAGGAGGCAGGAGAACAAGAAGGCCUCUCUGCUUGCGCUGGUGACGGGAAGGAAGGACGUGGCUAAGGACGUGGCUCAGGGCGGUGAGAGCGAAAGCCCUCCUGCCGUCUCGCACGCCCAAGUCAAGCCCAGGGAGGACGAGCCAGGGCCUGUCGAAGGCCUCGUGAGAAGAUCCGAGAAAGGUACUGCAUCUGUUGUCUCCGGACGGGGUAACUCCCUGAACCCCUUUGAGGAAGAUACGCAGGUCACAGAACCAACAGCUGACUCCGAGUCCAAGUCCGUGCCGAAGCCACCUGUUCCCUCUGCGAGGGCUCCUCAGACCAAGGCUGUCAAACCUCGACUGGCAGUGUCUCCAGAGGCUCAACCCAAAGCCAGCCUCCCUUCUCCCCCCGACUCACUUCCCCCUUUUUCCUCUCUCCCUUCCAGUUCUGCUCAGGCACCUGUCCCUUCUGAGCGGGGGCAUGGUUCCGAGACACAGUCCUCUGAAAGUCCUUCUGCCUUCUACUCUUUCUUGUCUCCCGUGGUAGCCCCCAUUUCUACAUCCACUCCGAUUGAGAACUGGCCUUCCAUGGACAAGGGCCAGGCCAGUUCUGAAGAGCCAUCUUUUCUCCUUAAAGCACAGUUUUCAAAGGAGAGUUUAAUAACACCAGUUCCAAAUGCUGUUUCUUCUGCGUCGGGCUCACUUUUCGAACGGCCGUCCUUUCCAGUGUGUGAAGGGAUGGAAGGUUCUCCAGUGGGGGCCAUCAGUGGGACGGGCACGGAGGAGAGUCCCAGCAGGAAGGAGUCAGGAAGAUCUCACCUGGAGCAGCCUGAAACGGGCCAGCAAGAAGAACUCCUGAGGUUUUCCGCCCCAAGAAGGGACGACAUCCCUUCCUCCGAGGCAGCCCGGGGAGUGACGUGUGCCCUUUCUCUCAACAGCGGCAGCAUCGCAAGCCCAGCUGGGGAGCCCCCGACAGGGGGACACACGGACUUUGAGAGUCACUCCAGAUCUUGUGUGGAGCACAAAGUUAGGGAUGAAGGAGUGACUUCCGCGGAUAGGGAAGCGGCGCCCCCUCUUCAAGCGGGAGAGCCAGCCCCUCCAUUUGACUCCAUGGUGCGGAAGCAUGGAGAGCUGAGCCUGCAUGUCACCGAGGGCCAGAAGAAAACCAGGAAGCGUGUGUCGUUUUCUGAGCAGCUCUUCACGGAAGAGGAGGUGGAAGAGGACAGGCGUCACCCCCGGGAGCUGGCGUGUGCGGGGGCUGCCGCUGGAGACGUGGCCGCCGCUGGAGACGUGGCUGCUGGAGAGCCUCCUGGGUCUGCACACGCAGAAGGCUUGGAGAGGGGGCUGGAGACGGCACCCGGGCUGCUGGCUGGUGGCACCCCAGCUUCCGUGGCGGGUCGCCUUGUCUCCUCUCUUGAGAGUUUCUCAGAAGGCCCCUCAAGUGCAGCAAGCUCGGCAGAAGACAGGCUGUUCUUCAGGGCUGAGGGAGACAUUACCCCUGGGGCUCAGUAUCAGAGCAAAGCCAGUGACCAUGAAGGUUUAUUGUCUGACCCCCUGAGCGACCUCCAGUCUGCCUCGGAUGUUAAAUCUCCAGCCAUGGCUGAGCUGAACCUAACCCUUCCUUCCAUUCCUGAAGUCGCAUCGGAUGAUGAAAGAGGAGAUCAGGCUGAAGAUGGCAGAAAGACAGCAGAGUUGGCACCUGCGCAAGUAGGAGCUUCUUCCUUGAGCACGUCACCUCCCUGUCCUGAGGAGGGAAGAGGGCCAGCGCCUGCCGAGGACCUGCGUGACUUCGGGACUGAAGCACCCACAGCGGCCAUUGACGCCCCUUUGGCGCAGGCCACAGCUCCAGGAGGUCACAUGCCACAGCAUGGCGAGAGCUCAAGCUUGGAUAAACAGCUGCCAGGCCCUGGCGGUGGCGAGGAAGAAAAACCGAAGGGAAGCGGGAGGCCGGGUCAGCCUGCUGGCCUGUCCCUGAACUCUGCCGUGGCCAGUCCCCCCCUUUCUGAGACCUUUCCUGCCACACACUCUUUCCCCAGCUCUCCACAUUCUGACACUCACCACACCAGUACAGCAGAAUCUCCAAAAAAAGCAACAGCAGAGGGCUGCGCCGGUAAAGUUGACAGUUUUGGCAAGAGGAAGCCGCUUCUUCAGGCCUGGGUGUCCCCCUCCGAGACGCGCACAGGCUCCGCUCAGCCGGGCGCUGGAAUGGGGUCGGCCGCGCACAGACUUCAUCCUGUGAAACCAAUGAGCACAACAGCUACCAAGAUUGCAAACUCCAGCUUGGGAACUGCCCCCAUCGUCAGUGAGAACUUGAUCAAUGAAGCCAUGACGAAGUCUCCAACGAAAUACAGCCCCUCGGACCCGGCCUUUGCCUAUGCGCAGCUGACCCGUGAUGAGCUGAUCCAGCUGGUUCUCAGGCAGAAGGAGACGAUAAGCAGGAAGGAGUUUCAGGUCCGGGAGCUGGAGGACUAUAUCGACAACCUGCUGGUCAGAGUCAUGGAGGAAACCCCCAACAUCCUCCGCAUUCCGGCUCAGGCUGGCAAAAAAGCAGGAAAGGUGUGAGUCACCUGAAGAAAACACUGGGACGUUUGUGUGAGUUUUUUUCCACCUGCCCUUGAGGUCAGGGACUGCGUAUGCCUGAGGAUAACCAGCCAACAGGCUCCAAGUGACACCUCUCUUACCUGAUAUCUGGCAAUUCAGUUCUACCAAUUGAAGUCAGGUUAAUUAUUACAAUGAGUCUUUUACUGUACAUUCCCAGGGUUUUAUUUUUAAAUACCACUGUGCCUUUAACUAGGGUGUAAAUACUUUAUUCCACCAGAAACACGGUCGUAAGAUCUGAUCCUGAGCCAGAAGUACAGGUGGCACAGGAGGUGUUAAUGCAGUUUAACACUGGGGUUUUCUUUCCUUUGACAUGAGAUUUUUUCAAACACGUGUCCUCCAGUUAUUAAAGCACAGGGUGACAUGGAGAAAGAACCGUGCGGCUGGUGCUGUGUCACACACACUUUCUUGGCUUUUGAGUAGCUCAGGUGUGGCCUUUUGGCUAAAUUUUGAUAUCAUGUAAACUGCUGGGCUACUUGGGCCUUGUUUCUUGAUGGGAGCAGAGGAGUUUAGGGGAUGCCUCUGAGUGUACCUUCUAGAUUCUGAACAAGUUGCCUUUUCGGAACAUCAGCUUCCAUUUCUCUGUAGCCUUAAAAUGUGCUCUGUUUAGAUCCCUAAAGCCCUUCUCCUGCUGAUAUGAAAGAUAGAAUAUAAGGAUUAAGAGAAUCGCUUUUUACUCAGUUAGGGGGAACGUCCCUCGUCUUGCAACAGGAGAGUUCCCGCUGGCUGGACUGGCCUAUUCAGUGCCUUAAGGGAUUGGGUGAUCGAGCACUUGCUAAGACCGAUCUGUCAGGUAUGGAUUCCUUUGGCCAUUUCCCCCUGUGCCUUUGCUUGGCUCCCUGGUGUCCUCGGCAGCACUUCCUGGAGGGGGCCAGGGUCCAGCUCCUCGAGGUGAAGGAGCCCCUUAACUGUGCAGGUCAUGGGGAACCAUAAACUUGGACCCUGAAGGGCUUGAGCUGCAUGUGACUGUCCUUGAAUUCUUCCUGUGUCUGCCUGGAAGAAAACCCAUCACUUCUGGGUACUGGAGAGGUCGUAGUGAGGGGCUUUAUAUAGCUAAUAAAAUUUAAAAGCCAGUAGAAAACAGAAAUGCCUCAGCCUUUAAACUGUUGCUUUUUUUCACUUUCCUUCAUGAAUAGACUCUCAGGCAUUUUACCUCCUUGUUAGAAAAUUGUGAAAAGUAUCACAAGAUGAUACUUACUUUUGGAUUGCUAUAUUUUAAAAACCAGAUUAAUACACAUUUUUAAAAACUAGGGCACUUGCCCCCUUCUUAAUUAAUAGCAACAGUUCAGAUUCUUCAGGUAAUUUUAUUGUUGGUCACCUGAUCCUGGAAUUAGAAUGUUUUUGCGUUGCUCAUUUUUUCUCCUGGUUGUGAUAGAAUCUCAUCAAAUCUUGACAUCUCUCGUAGGGGAAGAACGGCACAGGCCACUGGUGUGGGCAGGGCUUGAGACGAUAGCAGUUAUUAAAUCGGGAAUCUCUUGUCUGUAUGUUCUUGUUACAAUGUGGUUAAGAAGCCAGAUUAUUGGCAGCAGAAUCCCUUUUCAGGAUUAUGUUUGCUGCAGCAUUGAUUAUAUUGGAGCACUUUAAUCUGAGAUGAUAUGUAACUUGAUUUAUCUAAUUAGCGUUUAAUUAUCUACAGCUAUUUUAUUUUAUUUAAUUCUCUCCUACAGUACUGGGGACCACUGUAGACUUCUCAGAUGACUUGUAUUUUCGUAGUGCUAUGAAAUUUAUUUACAUACCUAUAAAGAUAACUAUAUUCACUUGAACUCUGAAAAUGUCCAUGUAUAUAUUUGUUCUGCAUCAUGUUUUUUACUUGAUAUCAAUGUAUUUUUACUGUGAUAACCCAAGUGGGCUGGGGGACAGGUGUGCCCUGAAUGGUUUCUCUUCCUUGGAGGAGCUGGUAAUGGAGACCCGCAUUGUUCACGUGGGGUGGCUGGUUUGGAGACGUCUGCUGCUAGGACCUCAGGUGUGUAACUCGGUCAGUGUUUGAGAGGGACCUCUGGGUGAAGGAGUGAAUUCCUAUGCUCUGAAAUGCCACUUGGGAACUUGGGAGAAUGAAGGACAAUUUACUUCAAGGGUGUCUGGCUUCUGCUACUGCUGGAAAACACUCAGUUCAUAGCGUUCCUGCGUGUCACAAAGAAGAUAACCUGGAGGUCAUUCAGGUCAUAACUGUCCUUGAAGACUCUCCUGGGGCGGGGGGGCAUUGUCUAGGAGAAGCCUCAGUCUGCUCUGAGCCACUAGCGGAGGGUGGUGCAUCGGAUCAUGAGCUCCUCUAAUUGGAGCAUGCGGAAGGGCGUUCAUGCAUCUGCACAGGAGCUGGGACUUGCCUCUGGCUGCUGCAAGUGUUAACCUAAGGGACAGACCGGGAGGGCCUGUGCUCUGCGGAAGCAGGAGUCACUCUUCUCUUAGCCUUGCCUGGCUGCCUCCAGAAAGAGCCAUAGGUACUUGAGGGGAACAUCGGAUUAAAUAAAUACCAAUGAUGAACGUCAGCUGGAGUCAGCUUCCUGCAGAGUGUCCAUCCUUUGCGUGCCUGUUUCCGCCGUCCCAUUCCUCCCAUUCCUCGGACUUGGGCAGACGCCCUGCCUCUCCUUUUAUUCCGGUGUGUUGACCUCAUCAAGGCAGCAGAAUGCAGGAGAAGGCAGGCCUGCUCUUUGCUGUGCUGCACAGCUGUGGCCCGGAGUGGAGGGGUGUGUGUGCCUCGCGCCGCUGCCAGGGGGAGCUAACGGGGCAGAGAGGGAGAAAGGGCGCGACACUGGCCACCUGUGGUGUCGAGGGCCGGAGGCGGUUGAUGGAGAACUUAACCCCCUAGUGUCCACACCAACCUCAACUCUGGUUUCUCCGUAUCUACUACGUGAGCUACUAAGGUGACUUCCUCCUCUCUCCAGUUGGAGGGUUGCUCAGUGCUUUUGGAUUAUAGAAUUAUGAUUUCCUGCUUUUGUUACUUUGGGAAUUUUGAAUUUCUUUGGUUUUGUUUGUGAGAAGUAACCUGAAAUUUCCUAUAACACUAAAUAAAA